AUAUAAUUUCAGAACUUCUGCUGAGAGGGAAGAGUAUAGAUUAGGGAUGUUGUAAGUUACUCAAAGGGAGAAGAGAAGCUGAGGAACCAUGUUACACCUAUCAGAUUGACCAAUAUGACAGUAAAGAAAAAUUAUAAAUGUUGGAGGGGCUGUGGCAAAAUUGUGACACAUUGCUGGUGGGACAGAUCCAACCAUUUUGAAACUGUAACCAAAAGGCUAUAAAAACAGUGCAUACCCUUUGAUCCAGUAAUACCAACACUAGAUUUAUAUUCCAAAGAUAUUUUUUAAAGCGGGAAAGGACCUGCCAGCACAAAAAUAUUGGUAGUUUUUCUUUUUGUGGUGGCAAAGAAUUGGAAACUAAAGGGAUGCCCCUCAAUUGGGGAAUGGUUGAACAAAUUGUGGUAUAUGUUAAUGAUGGAAUACUAUUAUGCUGUAAGGAAUGAUUGAACAGGAUGAAAUCAGAAAGAGCUAGAAAGACCUACAUGAACUGAUACAGAGUGAAAAAAGUAGAACCAGGGAAACAUUGUACACAGUAACUGCAAUAUUGUGGAAUGAUCAAAUGUGAUACUUAGAUACUCUCAGCAAUACAGUGAUCCAGAAAAAUUCUGAGGGAUUUAGGAAAAUACUAUCCACCUCCAGAAAAAGAACUGUUGGAUUCAGAACACAGAUGAAAGCUUAUGGUUUUUCACUUAUUUAUUUGGGUAUAUGUUUUGAUUUUAUAAGAUUAUUCUUUUUUUUUUUAAACCCUUAUCUUCCAUCUUGGAGUCAGUGCUGUGUAUUGACUCCAAGGCAGAAGAGUGGUAAGGGCUAGGCAAUGGGGGUCAAGUGACUUGCCCAGGGUCAUACAACUGGGAAGUGUCUGAGGUCAUAUUUGAACCUAAGACCUCCCGUCUCUAGGCCUGGCUCUCAAUCCACUGAGCUACCCAGCUACCCCCUAUAAGAUUAUUCUUGAAUAUAAAUGAAUAUUAAAAAUGAAUGAUAGGGAAAUGUUUUGUGUGAUAAUACAUGUAUAACCCAGAUUUAAUUGAUUGUCAACUCUGAGAGGGGGAAAAAAAGAAGGGAGACAAUAUGGAUCAUAAAACUUCAGAAAACAUAUGAAAAUUUGUUAAUACAUGUAAUUGGAAAAAAAAGAAAUAAAGUAACCUGAAAAAAAGAGAAAGUUUUGAAGAGAUACUUUGUGGAUAGAUGAUUACCCAGUUGAGCUCUAACACAAAGUAACAUGAAUUUGUUGUAAAUCGAGGCAACAUGGUUGUAUAACUGUUUUGAACAACAUUCAGUUGCAUUCACAUAGGAGUGGCGAGGGUAGAGAAUGCAGUAUCACAGAAUUGGAGUUUGUAAAAGCAUGAGUGGUGACAGAAUUGGGGGGAACAGGAUUCAAGCUAAGUAUAAAGAUUACCUGUUUAACUCUAUUGUGGAGGCUGUGAAGGGAAGAAAAUUAUCCCAGAGUAGGGGGAUAGAAUGGAAAAGUAGGGAGGAAUAGAGUGACUUGGUCACAAUGAGUAUUCACUCCAACCAAUGAAAAGGCAAGGCCUGCCAGCAGAACCCUGGAUCAGGCAGGGUAGGGAAUACUGGAAGAUGGAAGAGUGCCGGCCAUAUAGUUGCGGCAGUAGUGAUGAGAAUGUGGCUGCCUGGCAAAUAAACAGGGAAAAGGAGAGGAGAAAAGAGGGGCAAAAAGCAGAGGAAUUAGAAAAGGAUGAAGAGGAGGACUCUUACCUUACUUUGGAGGUUCUGGAUGUGUUUAAGAAGCUUGUUGACAUAAAAUGUCCCUUCCUUGAAGGUCUUCAUAUUACUGAACUGAAAACAAAAAAACAGUUGCUAUGUAGCCCCUCAAUGUACCGUUUAACCAUUCUGGAAUGGUUGUUUGUGAGACUGUAUCCACCCUCUGAAGAAUUAUUUGCCACUUUUAAGGACUAUGAAGCUGAAGAGAAAAUAUUAGAACUGGUGAGACUAGGUCAUGAAUUGAUGUUGUGUGGACCAGAUGAUCAGAAUCUCAUAAAAGGUUAUAGCAAUGUCAAAGAACAACUCUGUUUCUUUAAACAGUUACUGCAUUUGGUCAGCAAUCUGGAUGCUGGACAUGCCGACUUCUUCUCAAGUGCAGAGAACUUCCACAACUUAGUGAUGAACAAUGAGAUGCUGCUACAUAAGUUGUUCAGUUCAAAUGUCCAGCAGAUCUUAAACCCCAAACUCAGCGCUUUCCCUUUGGACAUAGAGUGCCACUUUAAGAUAAAGAAAAAAGUUAAGUCAAGCAAGAACAAGGUGAAAGAACUUUCUCAGAAAUUGAAUGAAUUCACUGAAAUGCUUGAGGAACUCAAAGAAUAUGCAGUCCUCCAAGUGAAAAUGCCCAGCAAAGGCAGCAAUAACUUAAGUCAGGCUUUCCGUGUAACUCUCUCUGAUCUCCACCAGCUGAUUGUUGCCUUUUUCCACGUCAAUGAAAUUGAAUGGCGGGAACAUAGUAACCGCCCAGCCCCUAAUAUCAACCCAUGUGGCCCACAAUUUCACUCUGUGUGUGAGAUACUCACUCUCUACAAUCAGGAGCUGAAAGCUGUCAGUGAAGUCAUUAAUACCUCUAAGAAUGUAGAGAAAAUUGUAAAAGGACAGAAACCAGAGAAAGUUUAUGUGGCUAGAGAGAACUACAUGACGACUUUGGCCUCAAAAAUGGAAAAACUGAGACAAAAACACAAGCUCUUCCAAGAUCCUCUACAGAAAUCCAGUGAAAGCUAAGGCACCAUUCCUUAGGGCUCAGCUGCUGCUCCUGGCGGAAAAGAGGCUUCCCAGAAGCUUCUGGAGAAGGAGAUUUUCCAAGGUGCCAUUAAAAGAAGAUAAGUGUUGCUGACCAAAACCUCUUCCUCAGAAAAAUGAGAGGCUAGUGUUGGGGAAUCUAGUGUUCUUCUAAGCCAUUUUCCUCUUUACUUCACUGGUAACCUUUUGAUUAUGAGUUUACAAACACAAUUUAACAUUUAUUUGUCUUCUAUUCUACAUGAUUUCAUAUCUUUACUUCCAAAUUCUAUUGUCUACUCCUUCAAGCCAAAUAAAUAAAUAAACAAAUAAAGUCUCCUUCUAUAUCUUCCCUAGGUCUUAUUAUGAAUUUAUAAAAAUCUUAAGGGGUUUCCCAUUGUCGGGGGAGUGGGAGAACAGUUUAGAAAGAGUGAGGCAAAAGUAAGAGACAAAAAUAUGAGAGAUUAUGAUCUGGGAGCCAGUUAUACAGCUCAGUAGAUAGAGAGCCAGGCCUAGCCAUGAGAAGUCCUGUGUUCAAGUCUGUCACUUCCUAUCUGGGUGACCCUGGGCAAAUCACAACUCCAACUGCCUAGCCUUUACUGUUCUUCUGCCCUAGAAUAGACUAGUAUCUUAUCAAUUCUAAGACAGAAGGUUAAGAGUUUUUUAUUUGUUUGUUUUUUUAAAGAGAAAGAUUAAUGAUCUGAGCAGGGAAUUUGAGAGUUUGAGAUCCAGGAAAAAUAAUUCUAGAUAAUGGUAAGAAGGAUAUGACCAUCUCAGUAUGUAGCUAAAGUCGAAUGAGAAUUUAGACCUUAGGAGUGCAGCUAGGUGGCUCAGUGGAUAUAGUGCCUGGCUUGGAGUCAGGAAGAUUCAUUUUUCCAAGUUCAAAUUUGUCUCAUAUACUUACUGUGUGACCCUGUACAGUCACUUAACCCUAUUUGUUUCAGUUUCCUCAUCUGAAAAAUGAGCUAGAGAAGGAAAUGGCAAACCACUCCAGUAUCUUUGCCUAGAAAACCUCAAAUGGGGUCACAGUCAGACACAACUGAAACAACUGAACCCAAACCAAAAGUCGAAGUUGAUGAACUGGUAGCCUAGAGUGUAUGAGUGGGCAAAUAGGAGAGCAUUAGCUAAGGAAAAGAAGACUGAGGUUGACAUAACUCCUUGAGAAAAGGAGAAUCACUGGCUUCUGGGGUUAAUCUAGGUUUCUAUGAGUUCAAGAUGGAAAGAAUAUCAUGAGAAGAGGUCUAAUACGGAUAAUCUGUUAACAGCAGAACACAUGUUCCAAAGGAUUGGAAAGGGGAGGUAUAAGGACUGAAGUAGCUUGGGGAUAAGGUGAACAGGAAAUGUAUCAGAGGGAAAAGAAAUUUUUUACCUAGGUGGCCUUUAGCUCUAAAUCACCUCUAGGGAAGAAAACUUGCUAUUCAUAACAUAAUAAACUGUCAUAAUUAGGAACUUCUAUCUUAAGCCCUGCUUUUAAUUUUGAGUGUAAACUGCUCUAAGUAUCUUCUAAUUCUGAUGACUGAUGAUAUAGCCUUAACCAAUUCUAUCUAUCAUUCAGUAGUUUCAGUUGUGUCCAACUAUGUGACACCUCUUUUGGGGUUUUUUUGGCAAAGAUACUGGAGUAGUUUGUGAUUUCCUUUUCCAGCUCAUAUUAGAGAUGAGAAAACUGAGGCAAACAAGGUCAAGUGACUUGCCCAGUAUCACACAGCUAGUAAGUUUCUGAGACUAGAUUUGAACUCACUAAGGUGUGCUUUUCUGACUUCAGGUCCAGCAAUUCUAUCCACUGUCUCUUAUCCAAGAGCCUCCUCAUGGGAAAAGCACUAAAGAAGAGGGAAGACCAAGUAAAUCUGGAACCAAUGUGUCAGGGUGAAAGGAUGAGUGGAUUUGUAAUGUAACAUAGGCUCUUUAGUGCUAUUAAAUUAGAGAAUCAUAAAAUUCUAUUUAACAUUAAUUACAAUUUUACAUGUUUGAUUUACAUCUUAAAAGUUUUAAAAUUUGGUUACAAAUGGAGCUAUGGUUUGCUGAAUUUAAGAGAUCUACUCUUAAUUUUCUCUGCAAAUUUCUAAUAGCUCAGGUGCAGAAGAAAUCAUUAAGAUACUAGUAUACUAAAGGAAUGUAAAUGUAAUACUGCUACAAGACACAAUUCUGUCUUGAGGAUUUUUCAGUAAUCAAACUCUAGCUCAUCCUCCCACCAAGAUUUUCUUUAAGGAACACAAAUAGGCUGGGUUUUAUUUCACCUAUUUGAAAACAAAAAGAUUCAUCCAUGAGUCUGUAGUCAAUCCAACUAAAUUUCCCCAACUGUCUUAAAUAGACCCAUUGUAUGGGUCAGAAAUGUAAGGGGUUAAUAUAAAAGGUUGGACUGGAUUAUUUAAGAGAAGGGUCACCAGGAAUUUUAAUCAAAUUAUUUUUAAAGGCAAUUUAUUUAUUUAUUAUGUAUUUAUUAUUUUGGUCCCAAAAGCUGGGAUCUUUGGGUUUAUCAUAGACUAUCUUGCUGAAGUCACUUACCCCAAGUCUAUUC
Monodelphis domestica (gray short-tailed opossum) is the source of this 5230-nucleotide messenger RNA. The record is from RefSeq and is a predicted model, not a curated record. Lineage: Eukaryota; Metazoa; Chordata; Mammalia; Didelphimorphia; Didelphidae.